This is a messenger RNA of Clunio marinus, 180 nucleotides long. NCBI's taxonomy places the organism in Eukaryota, Metazoa, Arthropoda, Insecta, Diptera, Chironomidae. The record is from the annotation of a GenBank genome assembly.
AUGUCAAAAGGAGAACAGAAAAAAAAUCAUAACAAGAUCAUUUUGAAAGGAAUUUCUCAACGAGAUGAAAACUCGUUUAUGAUGAAUUUUGUUUCUUGUAACAUGACGUCGAAUUCUUUAACUGAGAGUAAAUAUUCAAACUCACCCACAUUUAUUGCUAUGGUAAUUGUCAAUAAGUAA